AUGGCAGUUGCCUCCCAAUUCACUCAUGAUCAGUCCAAUGACGGGCUCGAAAUCAUACGCCCAUCUCUCACCCAGGAUGAGCUAGAGGACAUCCCCGGCACUCGCCGCCUGUUCGACAGCGAGGGCCACACCCUCUUGUCCCUCAGCGGCGAUGCCUCCUCGCUCAAGAAACAUGGGGACAUCGUCCUCGUCCCGCAGCCCACCGACUCGCCCAAUGACCCCCUGCAAUGGAGCAUGGCGCGCAAGAUCUGGCACACGGCCCUCGUGUGCUUCGUCACCGCCCUGACCGCCGCCACGUCCAACGACGCCGGCUCCGCCUCCGAGGGCUUCAACGAGGAGCUGGGCAUCGACUACUCCUACUUCAACACGGGCGCCGGCGUCCUCUUCAUCGGCAUCGGCUACUGGGCGCUGCUGUCCUCGCCCGCCGUCCACCUGUACGGCCGCAGGCUGCUCUACCUCGUCUCCAUGAUCUUUGGGCUCAUCGGCAGCGUCUGGUUCGGUGCCGCCAAGAGCGCCGACGACACCAUCUGGAGCCAGCUGUUCGUCGGCGCCUCUGAGGCCGUCGCAGAGGCCGUCGUCCAGCUCAGCCUCAUGGACCUGUGGUUCGAGCACCAGGCCGGUGCCGCCAUCGGUGUUUACGUCCUGGCCACCAGUGUGGGUACCUACAUGGGCUCCCUGAUCGCGAGCUACGUGUCUGAGAGCUUCCUUGGCUUCCGCUGGGUCGGCUACAUGGGCGCCGCCUUCUCGGGCGGCACGUUCUUGCUUCUGUUCUUUGGCCUGGAGGAGACGGGCUUCGACCGCGCGGGUUACACGACCAUGCACGGGCUCAACCUCACGGAGCGGGUCGGCCACCUCGCCGCGGAUGAAAAGGUCGCAGGUGUGGGCGAGAAGAAGCCCGGGGCGGCUGCGGACGGUGGUGUCUCGGGGACCGCCACCCCCCUGGCGGGCACCGACCUGGAGCGGGCCGGGUCGCGGUUUGCAGAACCCGAGAAGCUGAAGCCCUACUGGCAGCGGAUCCGGGUGAUCACCCCUGCCCCCAACCUGCGCGGGACCGGGUUCAAGCAGUACUUCAAGCGCCUGUUCCACACGCUCAAGGUCUUCACCUUCCCGGCCGUGUGGUACGCGGGCCUGCAGUGGGGCGCCCAGAGCGCCUGGCUGACCUUCUACCUGACCGUCGAGCAGGACACGUGGUACGAGGCCCCCUGGUACUACACGGACGGCGAGGUGGGCAACAUGAACAUCCCGACGCUCAUCGGGGCCGUGAUAGGGUGUUUUAUCGCGGGCUGGGGCAGCGACUGGUUCACGCUGUGGCUGACGCGGCGCCGCGGCGGGAUCAUGGAGGCCGAGUCGCGCCUGUGGCUCAUGAUCCUGCCGACCGUCGUGUUCCCGACGGGCAUGUUCCUCUUCGGCAUCGGGUCGGGGCGCGGGUGGGACUGGCCCGUCCCUUAUGUCGGGCUGGGCUUCAUCGGGUUCGGCUACGGCUGCGCGGGGGACCUGUCGAUGGCGUACCUCGUCGACGCGUACCCGGAGAUGGUCCUCGAGGGCAUGGUGGGCGUGGCGGUCAUCAACAACACCAUCGGGUGCAUCUUUAGCUUUGUCACGAGCCCCUGGAUGGACGGCAGCGGGGUCGAGAACACCUUCAUCGCCGCCGGCGUGCUGGCGUUUGCGGCGCUGGCUACCAGCUUGCCCAUGGCGCUGUUUGGGAAGGCUGCGCGGAGGAGCACGCGGGAGAGGUAUAACCAGUUUGUUGCUGGGCGUGAUGGGUUGGAGAGCUGA
Messenger RNA from Diaporthe batatas, 1776 nucleotides. RefSeq lists its product as uncharacterized. The coding region runs from base 1 to 1776 and encodes 591 amino acids. Lineage: Eukaryota; Fungi; Ascomycota; Sordariomycetes; Diaporthales; Diaporthaceae. The record is from RefSeq and is a predicted model, not a curated record. Gene Ontology annotation, biological process: transmembrane transport. Gene Ontology annotation, molecular function: transmembrane transporter activity. The transcript has a single exon.